AAUGAUUAGCUAGGCUCCAGCUCGUGAAGCGCUGUGGUGGAAGGAGCGUCUGGAUGAGAGCAGAAGAAUGAAGCCUUGAGUACAUGAUCUCAUUCACUCAGCUGAGACUGCACGAGCAGCACCCGAGUGCGCGAGGACAAGCCACAAGUGCUGUUUCUGGAUCUAUUUUUUAUUCUUACGUGAUUAAUUUCCUUUCCUUGAACAGACCAAUGUUGGAUAUAUGUUAAGCCUGCGUGGAAUCCCACAACUAUCCAUAAGAAGGAAUGCAUCUUUUCCUCGUGAAACUAAUUCUUCUGAUAUCACUCCUUACUUGGACGCAAGGCCUGGAAUGUUCAGAAAAAUGCCAAAACGGUGGUACAUGUGAACCUACUGCAGAUGGGAGAGGAGAAUGCAGGUGUCCUGAGCCGUUUGCCGGCACAGCGUGCCAGUUCCGCAACCCUUGCUUCCAGUCCCCGUGCAGAAAUGGCGGCGUGUGCCAUUUGAUUACUUCUGUCAACAAGGUGGACUUUGUGUGCAACUGCAGCCUGGGCUACUCGGACCGACUGUGUCUCACUCCCACCAAUAAUGUGUGCCUUAGCUCCCCGUGCCGAAACGGAGGCACGUGUGAACUCACCAGCAUCCACACUUACAAGUGUAAAUGCCCACCAGGCUGGUCAGGUAAGAACUGCCAUCAAGCUGAUCCUUGUGCCUCAAAUCCUUGUGCCAAUGGCGGUAAGUGUAGUCCCUUUGAUUCCGACUACAUCUGCCACUGCACGCCCUUCUUCUCAGGCCAAACCUGCAAGCAAGACAUCAACGAGUGUGCCCAGAGUCCCUCUCCUUGCAAGAAUGGUGGCGUGUGUGAGAACGAGGUGGGCACGUAUCGCUGCAACUGCCCUGCAGAGUACACUGGGAGACAUUGCGAGACCCUCUAUCAGCCCUGUAACCCUUCACCAUGCUACCACGGAGGCACUUGCGUCCAGAAGGGAGAGACGAGCUACGAGUGCUCGUGCUUGCCAGGAUUUAGUGGUCAGAACUGUGAGGAGAACAUUGAUGACUGUCCAGACCAUCGCUGCCUUAAUGGAGGGACCUGUGUGGAUGGAGUGAACACCUACAAUUGCCAAUGCAAGCCAGAGUGGACAGGUCAGUUCUGUACCGAAGACGUCAACGAGUGCGAUUUGAUGCCCAAUUCCUGCCAGAAUGGUGGUACAUGCUUGAAUACACAGGGUGGAUACAACUGUGUGUGUGUGAACGGCUGGACAGGGGACGACUGCAGUGAGAACAUCGAUGACUGCGCAGAUGCAGCCUGCCACGUAGGAGCCACAUGUCAUGAUCGGGUGGCCUCCUUCCUGUGUGAAUGCCCUCAUGGGCGCACAGGUCUGUUGUGUCACCUGGAUGAUGCUUGCAUUAGUAACCCAUGUCAGAAAGGCUCCAACUGUGACACCAAUCCAGUCAACGGCAAGGCCAUCUGUACCUGUCCUCUGGGUUACGUUGGUCCAGCCUGUGACCAAGAUGUUGACGAAUGCUCGCUGGGUGCAAACCCUUGCGAACAUGCUGGAAAGUGUAUAAACACAAAAGGUUCCUUCCAGUGUAAAUGUCUGCAGGGAUAUGUAGGAGCUCGAUGUGAACUGGACAUAAACGAGUGCAUGUCCAACCCAUGCCAGAAUGACGCUACCUGUUUGGAUCAAAUCGGAGGCUUCCAUUGCAUCUGUAUGCAAGGGUACGAGGGAGUCUUCUGUCAGAUCAAUACUGAUGAGUGCGCCAGCAUGCCCUGCCUCAACAAUGGGAAGUGCAUCGACAAGAUCAACAACUACCAAUGCGAGUGCCCCACAGGAUUCUCGGGGAGUCAGUGCCAGUUCGACAUCGAUGAGUGCGCUAGCACCCCCUGUAAAAAUGGGGCCAAGUGUAUCGAUGGGCCCAACAUGUACACCUGCCAGUGCGCUGAAGGAUACACAGGGCAGCAUUGUGAAACAGAUGUAGAUGAGUGUCUAUCCAACCCAUGUCACUAUGGCACCUGUAAAGAUGGCCUGGCAUCCUUCACCUGUUUAUGUCGUGGGGGUUUUAUGGGCCGUCUGUGUGAGAUCAACAUUAAUGAGUGUCUCAGUCAGCCAUGCCAAAAUGGAGGCACCUGCCAGGACCGUGAGAAUGCCUACUUAUGCAUCUGCCCUAAAGGAACCACAGGUGCUAACUGUGAGGUUAACCUAGACGACUGUCAAAGCAAUCCCUGCGAUUUUGGAAGAUGCAUUGACAAGAUAAAUGGCUAUGAGUGUGCCUGUGAACCGGGAUACACAGGGAAAAUGUGUAACAUUAACAUUGAUGAAUGUGCCAUCAACCCCUGUCACAAUGGUGGAACCUGCGUUGAUGGAGUCAAUGGCUUUACAUGUCUGUGCAGAGAGGGGUAUCGUGACACCACCUGCCAAUCACAGCUCAACGAAUGCCUUAGCAACCCCUGUAUCCAUGGACACUGUGAAGACAAAGUCAAUGGAUAUAACUGUAUUUGUGACUCCGGCUGGAGUGGUGUCAACUGUGACGUCAAUAACAAUGAGUGUGAGUCCAAUCCCUGUAUGAAUGGAGGCACCUGUAAGGACAUGACCAGCGGCUACGUCUGCACAUGCCGCGCUGGCUUCAGCGGUCCCAACUGCCAAACAAAUAUCAAUGAAUGUGCCUCCAACCCUUGCUUGAAUCAAGGAACCUGUAUUGAUGACGUGGCUGGAUACAAAUGCAACUGUUUGCUGCCUUACACUGGCGAGAACUGUGAAACCCUGUUGGCCCCGUGCAGCCCUAAACCCUGUAAGAAUGGAGGCGUAUGUAAGGAGUCCGAAGACUACGAGAGCUUCUCUUGUGUGUGUCCUGAAGGAUGGCAAGGCCAAACAUGUGAAGUGGACAUCAACGAAUGUGUCAAAAACCCUUGCCGAAAUGAUGCCGUCUGUCAAAACUCUAUUGGCAGCUACAAAUGCAGCUGCAAAUCAGGCUACACGGGCCGCAACUGUGAGACAGACAUUGACGAUUGCAAGCCCAACCCUUGCAGUAACGGUGGCUUCUGUAAAGAUGCUGUGAAUGCCUUCACUUGCACCUGCCUACCAGGUUUCCGGGGCAGCAAAUGUGAGGAGGACAUUAAUGAAUGUGACAGUAACCCAUGUAAACAUGGUGCGAACUGCACUGAUUGUGUGAACAGUUACACCUGUACCUGUCCACCUGGAUUCAGUGGGAUUCACUGUGAGAACAACACACCUGACUGUACUGAGAGCUCUUGUUUUAAUGGUGGCACAUGUGUGGAUGGCAUCAACAGCUUCACGUGCCUGUGCCCAGCGGGGUUCACUGGAAACUACUGCCAGCAUGACAUCAACGAGUGCGACUCCAGACCCUGCAUGAAUGGAGGCACCUGUCAGGACAGCUAUGGCACAUACAAGUGCACCUGCCCUCAGGGAUACCAUGGCCUUAACUGCCAGGAGCUGGUGAACUGGUGUAAGCCGUCUCCCUGUAAGAACGGAGGUAUCUGCAGACAGAGCGGCACUAGGUACAGCUGCCAGUGUCAGACGGGCUGGACUGGUUUAUACUGUGACGUCCCCAGCGUUUCCUGCGAGGUGGCCGCCAAACAGCAAGGUGUAGAGGUGGCCCGGCUGUGUCGUAACUCUGGCCAGUGUCUGGACGCUGGAAACACACACUAUUGUCACUGUCAGGCCGGAUACACAGGCAGCUACUGUGAGGAGCAGGUGGAUGAAUGCAUUCCCAAUCCUUGCCAGAAUGGAGCAACCUGCACCGACUACCUGGGCGGCUAUUCCUGUGAAUGUGUGCCAGGUUAUCAUGGAGUGAACUGCUCUGAUGAGAUCAAUGAGUGUCUGUCUCAGCCCUGCCAGAACGGAGGCACAUGCAUCGACCUGAUCAAUACCUACAAAUGCUCCUGUCCCCGGGGAACACAAGGUGUGCACUGUGAAAUCAACAUUGACGACUGCACACCCUUUACCGACCCCAUCACCCAAGAACCCAAAUGCUUUAACCAGGGCCGCUGUGUGGACCGUGUGGGCGGGUACCACUGCAUCUGCCUAGCCGGAUAUGUGGGGGAACGCUGUGAGGGUGAUGUCAAUGAAUGCUUGUCCAACCCUUGUGACCCCCGUGGCACGCACAGCUGCAUCCAGCUCACUAACAACUACCGCUGCGAUUGUCGCACAGGAUACACAGGUCAGCGCUGUGACAAAGUGUUUGAUGGCUGUAAGGGGAAACCUUGCCGUAAUGGAGGCACCUGCGCUGUGGCUAGUAACACUCCUCAUGGCUUCAUCUGCAAAUGUCCACCGGGUUUUACAGGCUCAACUUGUGAGUAUGAUGCUCAUGCCUGUGGUAGUCUCCAUUGUAAAAAUAGCGGUACAUGCAUUUCUGGUUACAAGAGCCCCAAAUGCCUGUGCACCCCUGCCUUCACUGGUCCUGAGUGCCAGUAUCCCACUGAGGGUCACUGCACAACCAACCCAUGCUACAAUGGAGGCACGUGCGAGUAUAUCUCAGAGGCCCCAUACUACCACUGCAUCUGUCCUACCGGCUUCAAUGGCCUCUUCUGCCACAUCCUGGACUACAGCUUCCCAGGUGGCCCUGCUCGAUAUAUCACACCUGCUCCAGAAGUGACAGUGAGAUGCGAGAUAGCAGAGUGUGAAUACAAGAAAGGCAAUAAGAUCUGUGACAGCACAUGUAAUAAUUACGCCUGCGACUGGGAUGGAGGGGACUGCUCUCUGAACUUCAAUGCCCCGUGGCAGAACUGUUCGGCCGCGCUGCAGUGCUGGCGCUAUUUUAAUAACGGGAAGUGUGAUGAACAGUGUCACAAUGCUGGAUGCCUCUAUGACGGAUUUGACUGCCAGAGACUGGAGGGCCAGUGCAAUCCACUCUACGACCAGUAUUGCAAAGACCACUAUGCAGAUGGCCACUGUGACCAGGGCUGCAAUAAUGCAGAGUGUGAAUGGGACGGCCUGGACUGUGCCAGCAACAUACCCGAGAAGUUAGCUGCUGGACUCCUGGUUUUGGUGGUCCACAUUUUGCCUGACCAGCUCCAAAACAACUCCUUUGGAUUUCUGCGGGAGCUCAGCCGAGUGCUCCACACCAACGUUGUUUUCCGGCGCGACAGCAAGGGAGAGGAAAUGAUCUACCCAUAUUAUGGCAACGAGCAGGAGCUGAGAAAGCACAACAUCAAACGAUCACUAGAUGGCUGGAGCGAUGCUUCUAGCAACGUCUUGAGCUCUGUAAAAAGCAUCAUUUACAAUAUAGCGGUGGAAGGAGGGAGAAAACGCAGAGAACUGGACGAGAUGCAGAUCAAAGGCUCUGUGGUAUAUUUGGAGAUUGACAACCGCCAAUGCUACCAACAAACCUCUGAGUGCUUCCAGAGUGCAAACGAUGUGGCGGCUUUCCUCGGAGCCCUGGCUUCCAGCGGCAGUCUGAAUAUGCCUUACGUAAUCGAGGCCGUCACAAGUAAGAUUGAUGGACCGCCGGCCAUAGAGCUCUAUCCAGUCUACGUGGUUCUGGCAGGACUGGCACUGCUGGCCUUUGUCGCCGUGGGAAUGGUCGCCUCCCGUAAACGCCGCCGCGAACACGGUCAACUCUGGUUUCCGGAGGGUUUCAAGACCAGCGAGCCCAGCAAGAAGAAGAGGAGGGAGCCGGUCGGCGAAGACUCUGUUGGUCUGAGGCCACUUAAGAACUGUUCAGACAUUUCAUUAAUGGAUGACAACCAGAAUGAAUGGGGAGAAGAAGAACCAUCAGACACGAAACGCUUCAGGUCAGAAGAGCAGGCGAUGCUUGAUUUAGACGAUCAGCCAGAUCACCGGCAGUGGACGCAGCAGCACUUGGACGCAGCCGAUCUACGCAUCCCAUCCAUCGCUCCCACACCCCCUCAGGGCGAGAUAGAGAACGACUGCAUGGAUGUCAAUGCCCGAGGACCAGAUGGCUUUACUCCACUAAUGAUUGCAUCCUGUAGUGGAGGAGGACUAGAAACAGGAAACAGCGAGGAAGAGGAGGAUGCUUCAGCCAACGUCAUCAAUGACUUCAUCUACCAAGGUGCCAACCUUCACAACCAGACAGACCGUACGGGUGAGACCUCCCUACACCUGGCUGCCCGCUAUGCCCGCUCAGAUGCUGCAAAAAGGCUCCUGGAGGCCAGUGCAGAUGCCAACAUCCAGGACAAUAUGGGACGGACUCCAUUACAUGCUGCUGUGGCUGCAGAUGCACAAGGGGUCUUCCAGAUUUUGAUACGGAACCGUGCCACAGACCUGGAUGCCCGCAUGCAUGAUGGCACCACACCUCUGAUACUGGCAGCAAGACUUGCAGUCGAGGGCAUGGUGGAGGAACUCAUCAACUGCCAUGCUGAUGUCAAUGCCAUAGAUGAUUCUGGUAAAUCUGCACUUCACUGGGCAGCAGCUGUGAACAACGUAGAUGCAGCGAUGGUAUUGCUUAAGAACGGGGCAAAUAAAGAUAUGCAGAACAAUAAGGAGGAGACUCCUCUAUUCUUGGCGGCAAGAGAAGGAAGUUACGAGACUGCUAAAGUUCUUCUCGAGCAUUUCGCUAAUCGGGAGAUCACAGACCAUAUGGAUCGGCUCCCGCGGGAUAUCGCUCAGGACAGAAUGCAUCACGACAUCGUGCGGCUCAACGACGAAUACAACCUGGUCCGCAGCCCUCCCAUGCACAGCGCCCCCCUCUGCACCACCCUCUCCCCGCCUCUCUGCUCCCCCAACACCUUCAUGGGUAGCAUGAAGCCCUCCGUACAUAGUAAAAAAACCCGCAAGCCAAGCACAAAAGGCAUCGGUUGCAAAGAUAUGAAAGUCAAAAGGAAGAAGGCACAGGAUGGAAAGGGAAACUUACAAGACAGCUCAGCCGUGCUCUCACCUGUCGAUUCGUUGGAGUCACCUCACGGGUACAUAUCUGACGUCGCCUCCCCACCCCUGAUGACAUCACCUUUCCAGCAAUCACCCUCCAUGUCGCUUAAUCACUUACAGGGUAUCUCAGACACCCACAUGGGCGUCAACCACCUGGGGAUGGGCAACAAGCAAGAACUGGCCCAUAUACAGUUCGAUCCUUUACCCCCACGUCUCACCCAUCUUCCAGUGACCGGAUCUAACGGCUCUAACAUCAUGAACGGCCAAUGCGAAUGGCUCGGGCGGAUGCACAAUAGCAUGGGUCUGCAAAAUCAAUUCGGAGCCAUGAGGAACGCCUCAGGUCAGGCCAACCUUCACCAAUCUGGCCUGAUGACGUCUCUUCACAACGGCCGUCCCGCCACGCUGUCUCAGAUGAUGAACUAUCAAAGCCUGCAGAACACUCACCUCACCACACAGCCGCAUCUAAUGAUGCAGCAGAACAUGCAACAGAGACAGCAGCAGACGAACGUCCAGCUGCAGCACCAGAGCUCCAAUCCACCCAGCGGCGUGAGCCAAAAUUUACUCGGUGGCGAAUUGGGUGGACCGGAGCUCCAGCAGAGCAUCCACACCAUCAUCCCCCAGGAGACCCAGCUGCUGAACCCAUCCUCUCUGGGCUCCAGCAUGGCGGGAACGCAGUUCCUGACACCACCUUCCCAGCACAGUCACUCAGCCCCAAUGGACACCAACACCCCCAGCCACCAACUCCAAGGGCCUGACCACCCAUUCCUCACGCCGUCUCCGGGUUCACCGGACCAGUGGUCCAGUUCAUCACCUCAUUCUAACAUGUCUGACUGGUCGGAGGGUAUUUCCAGCCCGCCCACCAGCAUGCAGUCGCAAAUCGGACACAUACCGGAGCAGUUCAAGUAAAAACAGCCUGCUUACUGAAGGUCUUUUAUAUGCUCUUGUACUAACCAUAUAUCUUUUUUAUUUAUUGGUAUUUUGUUAUUUAUACUGUUUUCACCAUUCAUUUAGAAAUUUGGGCAAAAUAAAUUAUCUUAAAAAUAAUGCUAUUGACCGCAAUACACUGUACUCGAAUGUACACACUGGGUAUUUAUUGGUCUUAUUUCAAUUGAUCGGCCUUCAUUUUUGUUUGAUUAAUUAUACCUAAUAUUGUAAAAACGCAAAGUUCUUGUACGGGCAUUUUAGCGAGCAUGUUUUUAUACAACAAACUUCAGUGUUAAAGUAGAUUUAUGUUGUUUGAACCAUGCUGCUUUUCCAUUAUUAGAAGAUGAAUGAUUGAAUUUGUUUCAUGUUUUUUCCUGAUAUUUGUUAUGGUUAAGUUCUCAUCAUUUUUUUUUAAUACUACAAUUAAGUAGUGGUAUUAUAAUUGAACAUUUGUAUAGUUCAAAGAGAUUUGCUUUCUUUCUCGCUCUCUUGUAUAUUAAAUUCCUGCAAAAGCAGAUUUCUGAACGUCCGCUGUAAGUGUGGAUGUGAAAGUGAGGAUCUGAGCUACUUACAAGAAAUGAUAUUGCCUUGUAUGAAACAGAUGCCGAUAUCAAGUUCUCUGUAUCUUUUUCCUCCAAUUUUGUAGAACUGGUCACGUGGCCAAAAGUGUCUGGGGUUUUAUGGAGGUGUUUCAAAUUGAACUUCUCUUUGCUGUACUUCAGUUUUGUAUCUUCGUUUGAGCCUAUGGCUAAUGUAAAUAUAUAUAUUGUAUGCGUUUGUUAUGUAAACAGGAUUUUGUUUCAGAAAUCUUAAGUGUGCCAUGAAAGUUUUAAAUAUUUUAAUGCUACGUAGUUGUUUUCUAUCAUAUGCAGAACGUAUAUAUUUUUCUCAGUAUCACUGGGGUAGAGACUAUAAGAAAUGUAUACACACAAAUGAUUAGAGGAUAUAACAUACAGAAUAACAUAAGUAGAUGAUUUAUGACUCACUAUUUGUUGACCACUAAUAGUUUUCCACAAAAUUACAAAAAUAAGGUCCCAUAAAGGGAUGAGGUGGUGUCAUAUAUCCCCUUUAAGCCAUCAGUACUUCCAAGUGCAUCAGAUUUGAUACAGUGCAUAGG
Molecule: messenger RNA, 8862 nt
Organism: Sinocyclocheilus grahami
Lineage: Eukaryota; Metazoa; Chordata; Actinopteri; Cypriniformes; Cyprinidae
Product: neurogenic locus notch homolog protein 1-like
Exons: 34
Coding region: 264-7727 (2487 amino acids)
Biological process (GO): axon guidance; regulation of DNA-templated transcription; multicellular organism development
Cellular component (GO): cell surface; plasma membrane; signaling receptor complex
Molecular function (GO): calcium ion binding; signaling receptor activity; protein binding
Source: RefSeq, a predicted model, not a curated record